AUGGUUGUUCAAGAUUCCGCCGACUGUGAGGACGGUGGCAAAACAAUUGUAAGAGAAAUGGUUCCUUUUGAAGUAGAUUUAACCAUAAUAGACCUAAUGAAAAGAUGGAUUGAUGAAUCAUUGGAAAAAGCGAAUGUGUGUUUGCAGAGAGCAAAAGAAACCGAAACAUGGAAUCCGAAGUCUAAGUCGGAGCCGUAUGCAAAAUCGGUGGUGGAAUUGGUGAACUUGGCCAAGAAAAUUGUGCAAGACUUUUUCCAAAUUCCAAUUGCAAUAACUGAGGAUUUAGUUCAAGAACUUGCUGAUGGAUUACACAAAAUCUUCAAAGAGUACGCAAUGUUUAUAGCAGCAUGCGGUUUGAAAGAGAACUACAUUCCUUCUCUUCCACCAUUGACAAGGUGCAACAGAAAUUCAAAGUUCCACAAACUAUGGAAGAUAGCUAGUCCUUGCAAUGUUAGUUGUGAAGAUCCACACAUAUAUGGAAUAUAUGAAUCAAGUCACCCUUAUUCAUGCACUAGCCGAGGAAUACAACGUCUCUACAUUCGUCUCAACACCUUGCACUAUCUCCUUUCUCACAUCUCAUCGCUCGACAAAUCGCUCACACUUACCCAAGGAGUAGUACCUUCUGAUCGCCUCCGCUGCUCAACAAACAUCAACAACACUCAAGGAAAAUCGACUUCAUACUUUGAAACAGUUAACAACUCCAUCUCAGCAGCUUGCCAGCAUCUAUCGGAAGUGGCUUCCUACCGUCUCAUAUUCUUCGACUCAAACUCUUUCUUCUACGAUAGUCUCUAUGUAGGAGACGUCGCCAAUGCUCGAAUCAACAAUGCCGUGACAAUCCUCAAACAUAAUAUCAAACUAAUGACAGCAAUUCUUACAGAAAGAGCUCAACCGUCGUUAAUAAAGGAAAUCAUGAAGGCGUGCUUCCACGCGUUUCUUUUGGUUUUGCUUGCUGGUGGAACGACGAGGAUGUUUAACGAGUCGGAUCAUGUGAGUAUUCAAGAGGACUUUCAAUGCUUGAAACAAGAAUUCUAUAAUUAUGGUGAAGAGUUGAUAGCAAAAAGUGUUGUGGAUAAAGAAGGUGAGGUAGUGGAAGGUGUGAUAGGAUUAAUGGGAAUGAAUACUGAAGAAUUGAUGGAAAAUUUGAGUAAUUUUUCAAGUGAGAUUGGAAGUGGAAUGAAGUUGCCAAUGCCUCCAACUACAGGAAAAUGGAAUAGGACUGAUCCCAACACAAUUUUGAGGGUUUUGUGUUAUAGAAAUGAUAGAGUUGCUAAUCAUUUCUUGAAAAGGACAUUUCAAAUAGCUAAGAGGAGAUAG
Molecule: messenger RNA, 1314 nt
Organism: Lathyrus sativus (Indian pea)
Lineage: Eukaryota; Viridiplantae; Streptophyta; Magnoliopsida; Fabales; Fabaceae
Source: the annotation of a GenBank genome assembly